UAAGCUGAUCAAUCUAUCGUCCCAUUCACCCGGGCAUGAAUGAAAGCGAGGACCGACGGGACACUGUAGGCUAUAUUGGUUCCACAUCGAGGACGGCCCUGCGAGGAGACGGAGCGAGUACGGAACUUCGGGUGUGAAUAGGUAUAGUCAUGACGAGCAUGCUACCUCGAGGCCCUAGCCCACGUCUAGGCGCGGGUUGGAGAAGCGCGAUCACCCUCCCCUAUGUAGCGUUUCUGUUUUUAGCAGCGGGGACGAGCAACAACACGCACUCCCGUGUAGGCAAGAGGUAUAUGCACAGAUCAAGCCGUGUUGAAUACCAAUAUAAGACUUGUGCGAGAGAGUGUAGACUUUCAAGAAAAAUCAUAGUCGAGGCGGGGUUGAGGUGGAAGUUGGGGAAAUGGCGACUGCCUCGCCGUCACAUCGUUCCUCGUCUUUGCAGAUGCCGUGACAUCGCCUAGCGCCUCGCUGCCCAUCUAGCCGCGGUGGAUGAACGGCCAACACGGUUUAGUCGGGCUAGCAUUGUCUAAUCAGCGUUCGGUCAGUCACCUAAAAUUAACAGGGCGCCCGAGGUUGUCGUC
This is a messenger RNA of Lasiosphaeria miniovina, 578 nucleotides long. RefSeq lists its product as uncharacterized. NCBI's taxonomy places the organism in Eukaryota, Fungi, Ascomycota, Sordariomycetes, Sordariales, Lasiosphaeriaceae. The record is from RefSeq and is a predicted model, not a curated record. The coding region runs from base 150 to 458 and encodes 102 amino acids. The transcript has a single exon.